Messenger RNA from Perkinsus marinus ATCC 50983, 522 nucleotides. RefSeq names its product ribosomal protein S23, putative. Gene Ontology annotation, cellular component: cytosolic small ribosomal subunit; ribosome. Gene Ontology annotation, biological process: translation. Gene Ontology annotation, molecular function: structural constituent of ribosome. Lineage: Eukaryota; Perkinsozoa; Perkinsida; Perkinsidae. Bases 7 to 444 code for a protein of 145 amino acids. The record is from RefSeq and is a predicted model, not a curated record. The transcript is spliced from 3 exons.
GUCGCCAUGGGAUCCGGUAAACCCAGAGGAAUCAACUGCGCGCGUAAGCUCCGCAACACCAGGAGGAAGAACUUGUGGGCCGAUAAGGACUACAAGAAGGCCAACCUCGGAACCGUCUUCAAGUCCAACCCCUUCGGAGGCUCUUCUCAUGCUAAGGGAAUUGUCGUCGAGAAGAUGGGCAUUGAGGCCAAGCAGCCUAACUCUGCCAUUCGUAAGUGCUGCCGUGUGCAGCUCAUCAAGAACGGCAAGAAGAUCGCCGCUUUCGUCCCCAAUGAUGGUUGCCUUAACUUCAUCGAUGAGAAUGACGAAGUGCUCGUGUCCGGAUUCGGUCGUCGUGGCCACGCCGUCGGUGAUAUCCCCGGUGUCCGUUUUAAGGUCGUCAAGGUUGCCGGUUGCUCUCUUCUUGCCUUGUACAAGGAGAAGAAGGAGAAGCCUCGUUCUUAAGCAGCUUAAUGGCUCGAUGAGGAUGAAGUACAGCCUUCUUCCGGUCUCACUGAUUACCCCUCUGCGAUACUCCGGUUG